AUGCCAGCCCAAAUCUCGGCUGCCUUGCAUCACAGCCAGCACUGGCUCACUUCGACCGCAGGUGCGCCUCUCCGUGCAGCCUAUGACUUUCUCUUUCCACCCCUGAACGAGGCGUUCGUACAGCCACAGACCAUCACAAGGAGACAAGUCGGCGCGGACGAAUCCAUCGAACGCUUGGAAGUGUGGGAUACCUUCUCCGACAGCCCGUGGAGCUUUGUCACCAGCCGCUACGCCAUUGCGCUCGUGAUCGUAGCCAUCGUCAACAAUCGAGUGCAGCACAUCUGUCGUCCGCGAGGAGGCGCGACAGCGAGGCUUUCACAGCUCCAACGGGUGGCGCUGCGUCUGCCGAGCUUGGUGUUGCUGGCUCGAGCCGUGCUCAUCCUCUUCACCGUCACGGCCGACGCCUUUCUCGCGGAAUCCAAUUUGGUCAAUGUGUUGCUGCGCACCUGCACCACCGCAGCGUGGAGGAACGCAUGGCUGGCCAACACACCCAUGACCGGUUGGGCGUUCGACUGGUUCGGCAUCAGCAGCAGAGACGCCCUCCUCCGCGCACGCGACGCAACGGCGCUCUGGGCAGCCUUCACCUCGACGUGCGUCGCCGUCGUCAGCGAUUCCAUCGUACGCAACCUCGACGCCGAUCGUGACGAGCCUCCCGCGUUCAACCUCGUUGGCUUUGCGUUCCUUCUCCACUUUCACUCGUUCUCACCAGAAGCACCCGCCAACGAGCACGUCUACCUCUGCAUCCUCCUCCAGAUGCUUCAGAUUCUGGCUAUAGCCGUCUCACGCUGUCGUCGUCCCGUCUAUGCCCCGCGUCUGGUCAUCUCGAGCGUGUUCGGCGUCUCGUCCUUGAUCCACUAUGCGCUGGCGGCGAGAUCGGGCAGGUAUCCUUUCCUCGAAGCGCUCAGCCGCACGCCCGAGAUCGCGCUCGUGCUGGUGGUGCUGCUGACCAUCACGCUGCACGCACUGACCAUGAUGCUGUUGGAAGGCAAGAUCGAGACGAGUCGGCUGCUCUUUUCGCGUUCGAAUCUUCCUUCGCUGGACGAGGACUGGUCGUUGGCGCUGUUCAAGCUGGGCACGGCGUGUAUGGAGUCGACGCGGCUGACCGGCUUGGAGAGGGAGGUGGAGCCGCUGGUAGCGUGGGAUGCGCCGUACAUCGAGCUUGCUUCCACCGGUCGCAUCGAGCUGGUCGACCCGCUCGCAGCUCGCAACGCCAACUCGCAUCAGCCGCACGACACUCUGCCAUCCGCAUACGCCAACACAGGCGGCGACGCUGCUUUCAUCGGCGGCCUCUCUCGCGAAGUCAAACAAGUGCGUAUCGAGCCGACGGUACGGAGCGCUUCGUCCACGUUUGGUCAUGCGGGGUUGGCGAGGAUGCGCGCUCUGCUCCACUUUGUCACGAUCACGCUGCUGGUGGCUCGCAGCGUCGCGGCGAUAGGUAUGCGCAAGGUGCUGCAUGCGGUGGGGUUGCCCGAUCCGAGCGUUCCCGCGUGGGUGUUUCGGGCGUUGCGCUUCGCGAGGCUUGUCUGGCACGGCAGCAACGGCGAGGCGCGCAGGCGGGAGAGGCGAGCCGCGGAACAGAGACGCCAGCAGCACGAGCAGCAGCAGCGGUCGCAACGGUCGCAACGGCUCAGAACGCAGGACGUUUCAGCCGGGGUAUCUGGGAUCUCGUCAGGGAUUACCGCGGAGAACCCGCAGCGACCCGCUUCGAUGUCAGAAACGUAUAGCACUGCUGCCACUCGUCCCAACCAGCCAGGCGAUGUAUGGGAUGGCGACAGUGACGCAGAAGACGACGAGUACGACGUGACGCUUGCCGAGCAUGAUUCGGAUCUCGAAUCCGAGAUCGACGAAGCCGACUCCCUCUCCCUCCCACCCGACGAGGUAUCCGGCCUUCUCUCAGAGCUCGAAUCUUUCUCCGCCGACGACACCGUCCCUCCUCCACCUACCACGCAGUUGACCACGCUGCACUCGGGCACAGAACCGUUCAACCAGCUCCUGCUGGCCCAUCUCACCCGUCCCCCCACACAACCUCCGCUCACCCGCUCAGCGUACACCUCUCUCCUCUCACCCUUCUCCCCCUCGGACGUGUCUCUGGCACAAACCCUCCUCAACCGUCGCCCUGUUCCCGCCUUCACUUCCUCCACGGACGACACGCGCCGUCUGUGCGUCAUCUGUUGCACCGCCGAACGAAACGUCAUCUGCUGGCCCUGUCGCUGCCUCUCCCUCUGCAUGGAGUGUCGCGAACACCUCGCCUCCCGACCCCCACCUCGUCGUCCCUUUACGACCACCCCAGAUCGCCCCCGCUCAGAAGACGCUUCCCACCUCUGCCCUACCUGCAGAACCCCCGUACAAGCCUUCAGUCGAUUAUACAUUCCAUAG
Pseudozyma hubeiensis SY62 is the source of this 2376-nucleotide messenger RNA. RefSeq lists its product as hypothetical. Lineage: Eukaryota; Fungi; Basidiomycota; Ustilaginomycetes; Ustilaginales; Ustilaginaceae. The transcript has a single exon. Gene Ontology annotation, biological process: ubiquitin-dependent protein catabolic process; protein ubiquitination. Gene Ontology annotation, molecular function: ubiquitin protein ligase activity. The record is from RefSeq and is a predicted model, not a curated record. The coding region runs from base 1 to 2376 and encodes 791 amino acids.